Molecule: messenger RNA, 1880 nt
Organism: Rosa chinensis
Lineage: Eukaryota; Viridiplantae; Streptophyta; Magnoliopsida; Rosales; Rosaceae
Product: nucleosome assembly protein 1;2
Exons: 17
Coding region: 61-1701 (546 amino acids)
Biological process (GO): nucleosome assembly
Cellular component (GO): chromatin; nucleus
Molecular function (GO): chromatin binding; histone binding
Source: RefSeq, a predicted model, not a curated record
UUUGCCGUCUCUCUCUCUCUUUUCUUUCUUCUUUUUUCCUGUGUGGUAAUUUGGAUUAGAAUGAGGAACGACAAGGAUAACGUCAAGGUUUCUGAUCUUGGAUCUUCUGCUGUUGGUAAAGGAGAGCUUCGACCACGCUUUCUUAAUCCUGUCAAGCACUCCUAUCUCCUCAAGAUCCUUUCACUCGAUGCCAGAAAUCGCGUUGAGGAACUUAUGGAGAUUCAGGAAGUGCAUGACCGAUUAAAGGCAGAGUUUUACAAGGAGAGGGGAGCACUUGAAGCCAAAUAUGAGAAAUCAUAUGAACCUCUGUACGAACAGCGAUACAAUAUCACAAAUGGAGUCAUUAUUGAUUGUGAAUCUGCAACAGCAAAUCAAGAGGAAAAGGGAGUGCCUAAUUUUUGGCUCUUUGCUUUCAGAGGCAAUGAUGUGCUAAAUGAUAUGAUCAUGGACCAUGACGAAAGAGUUCUCAAACAUCUUGAAAACGUCAAGUGGGUCAGGACAGAUAACCUUAGGGGUUUCAAACUCGAAUUCUACUUUCGUCCCAACCCUUUCUUUAAGAACUCUAUCUUGUCCAUGACAUAUCACAUGAUUGAUGACGAUGAUUCCAUUAUAGAGAAAGUAAUAGGGACGGAAGUUCAGUGGCAUUCAAAAAACUGCUUGGAGAGAGACAUGACUCAACAUUCUAUAAGUUUCUUCAACAUUUUCAGUCCGACUGAAGUUCAUAACAAGUAUAAAGACCUAGGACUGAAAUACGAGAUGGAACAAAAUUAUUUCAUUGGACUAACCAUUCGGGAUGAGAUAAUUCCUCGUGCUAUAUUAUGGUUUACGGGGGAGGCUGCGCUACAGAAGAUGACAAAGAUCACAACAGAGCAUUCCUGUUUCCUUGAUAGCCUAUCUCCGGGUGUUAAAAAGCAUGUUAAUAUUCUUGAAAACAUUCAGAGCGACCAUGAUGAACUGAAGAAAAUGUUUUACAAGGAAAGAGCAAACCUUGAAGCCAAGUAUCAAAACUUGUUUCAGAAUUUGUAUGAUAAGCGAUGCGAUAUUGUGAAUGGUGUUGUUCAAGCUAAAAAAGUGUCUAAUGACUCCGAAGCAUCAAUUAAUCAAGAGGAUAUUACAAUUCAAGAUAUCAAGGCUCCCGAAGAGAAAAGUGUACCUAACUUUUGGCGCCAUGCUUUGGUAAACCAUGAGUUGCUAGAUGCGGAGAUUACGACUCCCGAUGGACGAGCUCUCAUGUAUCUUAAAGACAUCAAGUGCUCAAGGAUAGAUAGUCCUAAGGGGUUUAAACUUGAGUUCUUCUUUAAUAAAAAUCCUUUCUUUAAAAACUCUGUCUUGAUCAAGACAUAUGAAUAUCUAGAUGAAGAUGAGGCCAUUGUACAGAAAGUAACAGGGUUGAAGAUCGAAUGGUAUCCCAAAAACUGCUUGACAUCGAAGGUCAUUAAGAAGCCUGAGAAGGAAAUAAAUAGUGUUGACAUUAGACCGGAACAAUGUGAAAGUUUCUUCAACUUUUUCGAUCCACUUCCAAUUGAUGAAAAAGCUCCCAAGGAACACAUAGACGAGAUGAGGCGAGAUCUUUACAUUGGGUUAACCAUUCGAGACGAGAUCAUUCCUCGUGCUGUUCUAUGGUAUGUAGGGGAGGGUGCACAGGGAAAGAUGUCCAUCGAUUGGGGAGAGUCAGAAGAUGAAGAAGGUGAUGAAAACUAGGAUGAAGAUGAUGGCUGUGACGAGAGUGAAGAUUAUUAGGCUGAAACGCACAUCUUUCCUACCGAAAAUUUUAAAAUUUUCAUCCAUAUAUUGUACUUCAAACUCACCUAGAAGAAAGAUACUUGAUCAUUUGUUGAAAAAGUGUUUAUUGAGCGAGUAAAAUCGAUUUGAGAGGCCUA